Molecule: messenger RNA, 3356 nt
Organism: Pomacea canaliculata
Lineage: Eukaryota; Metazoa; Mollusca; Gastropoda; Architaenioglossa; Ampullariidae
Product: E3 ubiquitin-protein ligase parkin-like
Exons: 11
Coding region: 183-1385 (400 amino acids)
Cellular component (GO): cytosol; mitochondrion
Molecular function (GO): protein binding; ubiquitin-protein transferase activity; zinc ion binding
Source: RefSeq, a predicted model, not a curated record
ACGUGCAGGUGGGAACGUUAAUCUGUGUCAUCGGAGAAGCUGGAUUGAUAUGUAAUGAAAGACUUUACGUGAGAGGUAAUUUGAUGUGGCAUCUUAGAACUGUAGUCUCUUAAAGGUGAAAGUCUAAAAAGAUAAUUUAUAGGCACUAUGUUCUUCAGAGCACAUCUGUGUCGCUAGCAAGCAUGCUGGCAAAACUGUAUUCUCUCAUGUCGUCUGGAAGAACUCAAGGCUUGUCGGGGGCUGUUCACUCAACCAUCAUGGUCAGCAUCAAGUAUGAGCAGCAGCAGACAGCUUAUGAAUUGGAUCGAUCGUGCACUGUAGCAGAGUUGAGAAACAAGCUGGCUCGUGAUUUCAUUAUCCCGCUGUCCGAAGUGAAGGUCAUUCUUGGUGGCAGAGUGCUAACAGAUGACAUGAGUAUUGAGGAUAUAGGUGUUGGCAUGGAGAGCAUAUUGUUUGCAAUCAGACACAGGGGUUCAGGGAGGUCUGAAGAUCAAGUGGAGGAACCAGCAGCACCCAGGGAAGUAGUAGAGGAGAGGCAAACUCUCCAUCGUGUGCCAGCUUUACCUGCAGUAGCAGAAAAUGCCCUACUGAAAGAUCAGUACUUUGUGUAUUGCAAGUUGUGUCGAGAAGUGAAACCAGGCCGACUACGUGUAAAAUGUAGCAUUUGUGGGGAUGGUGCUAUCCUUGUACAAGAGGAUCCAAGAAGGUGGGAGGAUGUGUUGAUGGCAGGUCAACUUUCAGCUACCUGCCAAUCUCUGCAGUGUCACGACUGUGUGCCAGUAUUUUAUUUCAAGUGUGCUGAGCAACACUUUGGUAAUCCUGAUCACACAGCAGUGGUGCUGCGGCAUAUCCGACCCAAUCGCCGCUGCAUACCUUGCAUCACAUGUGCUGACGUGCUGAGUUGUGUGGUGGUUUUUCCAUGUGCAGCAGCCCAUGUCAUGUGUCUUCAGUGCUUCAAGACGUACUGCUCUAUACGCCUAAGAGAGCGACAAUUUGUACAUAAUGUACAGUUCGGGUACACUCUUCCCUGUCCUGAACGCUGUCCAGAUUCUUUCAUUCAAGAGCAGCAUCACUUCUGUGUGCUGGAGCCUGCAGAGUAUGAAAGGUACAAGGACUUUGGUGUUGAGGAGUGUGUGAGGGCAGAUGGUGGCAUAUACUGCCCUCAGCCUUCCUGUGGUCAGGUAUUCCUUAUGGAGACUGAAGGAACCAGAGCUGUGUGCCCUUACUGCAAGUUUGUGUUCUGUCGACAUUGUGAAGAACAGGCGCAUGAAGGUGAUUGUGCCAAUAACUUGUCUGCAUCACAGUCUUUUCAGUUCAGUGACCCUCAACGAGCCGAGAGAGCUAGAUGGGAGCGACAGUCAGCCCACGAUAGAAACCACAACUAAAAGGUGCCCUGGUUGUGAUGUUCCUACGGAGAGGAAUGGUGGCUGCAUGCACUUGUUGUGCUCACGAUGUGGUGCAGAAUGGUGCUGGCUAUGUGUCAAAAAGUGGGACCGUCAGUGCCAAGGAGCACACUGGUUUGAUUGAGGCAUGUGAAAGCUUUGUCCAUAACAAAGACUUGAACAAAAUGUCUCAUUGCCCACUAAGACUCUUUGUGAUGGAAUUAUCAAGCUUUACAAGAGAGGGAGGGAAAGUUAUUUUUCUAUUUGUGUCCGGUGAAUAUAAGUAGAUGAUGUGGGUCUGACCUGAAGGGGGUAAUGAUUUAGUUGGUGCUUACGAAGAAUGACACUAAGUAAAUGUUAACCAAGUUAGACAUGAGAUUAUACCUUCUAAAGUAUAAGAAAUUUGAUCUACCUGUCUAUUGUGCAGAGAGGUAUAUAGCGUGUGUGUGUGUGUGUGAGAGAGAGAAACUGAAUGAUAAGUAUUUUUAAAAAAAGUGUAUUAAACAUUGUUUUAUAUAGAAAUUUAGUGACACUGCAAGCUUAUCUUAGGCCAGUACAUUUCAUGGGAUCCUGAAGCACAAAUCUAGGAUCUAAGCAUUUAGUGGUCUUUUUUCCCACACUGUGAUUUUGUUUCAGUUAGAAUUCUAUGCUGGAUACAUCACAUAUUCUAACUUAAAGUUGUCACCUGUUCAGAUUCCUGUAAGUCUCAUUUCUGUUGUGUCCUUUUAUAUUUAUCUGUUUUGGUUUUAUAGAUUUGUUAACGCAUUGUAAAGUUUGUCAGGAAACAAGAAUGAAUGUCUGUAUCACCCAGUGUCGUCUCACAAGAUCACUUAUUGCUUCUGAUUAGAAAGUAGUUGUAUCCUUUUUCUGUACCUCAGUUUCCAGAAAGUCCUUUUUGUACCCAGUGGUUUCCACUCACUGGAAGUAUAUUUCAAAACUGGGGGCUGUCAGAGCUUUAGUGAUACUCCAUAACACAAAACAUUUUUGUGUGCAUGUAGGAAAGCAGAAGAAAAUCCCUUAAAAACAACUAGCUUUUCAAAAAUGUGGUCUUAUACAUGUGUUCAUACUAAAAACUGCACAUUAAUUUCAUAAGUUUUUUCAAAUUUAAAUUUAAUUUUUACAAUAGUUUUUUAAAAAUAAUUUUUAAGUAAUUUUUUACGAAGAAUAUUCGGAACCCUGGAAAAAAUAUAUUAGAGCAAUCUGCAGUGUGAACAUAUUUCAACCAAGUGCUUUCUCCAGACUUUACAGGUUGUGUUUUAUAGAUUUACAACAGGGUGAAUGUUGAACAUGAAUUAUGUAUAAUCCAGUAUUUGAAACAUAAAGCAGAAUUUCACAGGUUUAAUUCAGAUAACAACUGUGUGUAAAAUAUUUACGGUCAAAUUUCCUGAGUAUGGCUCCCUUGUUAUCUUGAAAAACUGGUGAAAAAAUGUUUUCAAUGAUCUUGUCCACUUCUGCUGUCUUUGGUGCAAAUGCAGAUGAUCAGCUAUAUGUUGUUUAAAAAAAUGUGUGAUGGGCAUUCAAAAUUUUAUAUUUUCAUCAGCUGCGCUUUACAAACACAGAUGCAUGGAUGCACACUUUUUUAAGGCAUCAUCUCUUUCUGUGCCUUAUCUGUUUUCAGUCCUUGGGUGGACAUCAUGAGUUACAGAAAAUUGGGUGUAGAUGUGUCAGCUGGGCCUAUCCUAGGCUUGUUCCAGCAGGUCAUCCAUUUGGCAGCCUGGGUAGGCAUUAAAUGCAUCUUAAUGUUGUACAUGCACAUAAAACAGGCAGAAGGGGGGAAGCUGGAGUACUGGAGAAACUGCAGAUGGUAAACCCUGUAAAUAAAUGUUACAUGCAGAGAGAGGUUUGUCAGAGCUGAAAUACAAACCUGCAGCACUCAUUUCUCAUGGUCAUGGUGACAAGAACUUUAGUCACUCCACCACCAACCAUAGGCUGUACACUGUAUAGACUGCUAAUAAAUUAAUCAGAAUGAUCAAA